Elgaria multicarinata webbii is the source of this 2882-nucleotide messenger RNA. It is a transcript of the gene BRSK1, whose product is annotated as BR serine/threonine kinase 1. Gene Ontology annotation, cellular component: cytoplasm. Gene Ontology annotation, biological process: protein phosphorylation; microtubule cytoskeleton organization; intracellular signal transduction. The transcript is spliced from 19 exons. Gene Ontology annotation, molecular function: tau-protein kinase activity; protein serine/threonine kinase activity; ATP binding. Lineage: Eukaryota; Metazoa; Chordata; Lepidosauria; Squamata; Anguidae. Bases 37 to 2187 code for a protein of 716 amino acids. The record is from RefSeq and is a predicted model, not a curated record.
UCUUAUUGUUGCUCGAAAGGGUGGCAGACAAAAGCCAUGUCCGGUGGCAAAGAAGCAGGUGGGGUCCACCCCUACCAGCCACAACAGAGCCAGCAACACGCGCAAUAUGUGGGGCCCUACCGGCUGGAGAAGACCCUGGGAAAAGGACAGACGGGUCUGGUGAAGCUGGGCGUGCACUGCAUCACAGGGCAGAAAGUCGCGAUAAAGAUUGUGAACCGGGAAAAGCUUUCUGAGUCAGUCCUGAUGAAGGUGGAACGGGAAAUUGCUAUUCUGAAACUCAUUGAACACCCCCAUGUGCUCAAGCUCCAUGACGUCUACGAGAACAAAAAAUAUUUAUACCUGGUCUUGGAACACGUCUCAGGAGGAGAACUCUUUGACUACCUGGUAAAGAAAGGACGCCUCACACCCAAGGAAGCCAGGAAGUUUUUCCGGCAAAUUGUCUCGGCUUUGGACUUCUGCCACAGCUAUUCUAUAUGCCACCGGGACUUGAAACCAGAGAAUUUAUUGCUGGAUGAGAAGAACAACAUUCGGAUUGCAGAUUUCGGCAUGGCCUCCCUGCAGGUCGGAGACAGCCUGCUGGAAACGAGCUGUGGUUCUCCUCACUAUGCAUGUCCUGAGGUGAUCAAGGGGGAGAAGUAUGAUGGACGUCGCGCCGACAUGUGGAGCUGUGGAGUCAUCCUCUUUGCCCUGCUGGUGGGGGCGCUACCCUUUGACGACGACAACCUACGGCAGCUGUUGGAAAAAGUGAAACGGGGGAUUUUCCACAUGCCCCACUUCAUCCCGCCUGACUGCCAGAACCUCUUGCGGGGCAUGAUUGAGGUGGAGCCUGAGAAGCGUCUUAGCCUGGAACAGAUUCAGAAACACCCGUGGUUCUUGGGAGGUAAGAACGAGCCAGAGCCAGAGCAACCAAUUCCGCGGAAGGUGGCAAUCCGACGGAUCCAGUCUGUCAGCGAAUUGGAUCCUGAUGUGCUGGAGAGCAUGCACUCGCUGGGCUGUUUCCGUGACAAGAACAAGUUGAAGCAGGAGCUGCAGAACGACGGGGAGAACCAGGAGAAAAUGAUUUACUACCUUCUACUCGACCGCAAGGAGAGAUAUCCCAGCUGCGAGGAUGAGGACUUACCUCCACGCAAUGAUGUUGACCCCCCUCGGAAGCGGGUCGACUCGCCCAUGCUGAACCGGCAUGGAAAGCGCCGGCCUGAGCGGAAGUCCAUGGAAGUCCUGAGUGUCACGGACGGCGGUUCCCCAGUCCCGGCCCGACGGGCCAUAGAGAUGGCACAACAUAGCCAGAGGUCUCGAUCGGUGAGUGGUGCGUCCACUGGCUUAUCGUCUAGUCCCCUCAGUAGCCCCAGGGUCACUCCCCACCCCUCCCCUCGGGGAAGUCCCCUCCCCACUCCGCUCGGCACCCCGGUGCACACGCCCAAAGAGAGCCCCAGCGGCACUCCCGGUGGGACGCCACCGAGCAGCCCUGGCGUGGCCGGCGUGGCCUGGAAAACCCGCCUCAACUCCAUCAAGAACAGCUUCCUUGGCUCCCCGCGUUUUCACCGCCGGAAACUGCAAGUUCCCACACCAGAGGAAAUGUCCAGUCUUACUCCAGAGUCAUCCCCUGAGCUAGCCAAGAAAUCCUGGUUUGGGAAUUUUAUCAACCUAGACAAAGAGGAACAAAUUUUUGUGGUCAUCAGAGACAAACCCCUGAGCUCCAUCAAGGCUGACAUUGUACAUGCCUUCCUCUCGAUCCCCAGCCUGAGUCACAGUGUCGUAUCCCAAACAAGCUUCCGGGCCGAAUACAAGUCGUCAGGCGGCCCCUCCGUCUUCCAGAAACCUGUCAAGUUCCAAGUGGACAUCAGCUACUCCGAGGGUGGGGAGGCGCACAAGGACAGCGGGAUCUACUCGGUCACCUUCACCCUCAUCUCAGGUCCCAGCCGCCGGUUUAAGCGAGUUGUGGAAACGAUUCAGGCGCAACUGCUCAGCACACACGACCAGCCUUCGGUGCAAGCCCUUGCAGAUGAGAAGAACGGGCAGCAGCCCCGUUUGCCAGGCACCCCAACUCGCAGCUGCCAGCCAUCUCGGCGCUCCGAAUCCGACGUCUCGUCCGAACACCAUCGACGUGGCUCCAAGGACAAGAAGCUCGUCUCGUCCAACGGGACUCAAGUCCAGCAACCGCCACCCCCGUCCCCACAGCAGCCGUGACGUACGGGGCAGGGGGCCAGCACAGGGGAGGCCAGGGGGAGAAGCAGCCGGAGGAAGCCAACUCUACCGCCCCUGGGAAUAGCUGGAGCCGCCCCAGAUGGACAGAAAGGAGCCAAUGAACUGUACGGAUGGGUAAAAGGCCCCACCAGAGACGCAAAGGGGCGGGGAUUGGUUCAAAUUUAACAGCCCCGUCUCACCCCGGGGCGGAAAGUCGCCAUCUUGGGAGCGGCCCAUACUGUGAACUUGUAAAUAGUUAACAGAAAACAAAACAGAUCCACAAAAGAACAGAAGGGGAGGGGGGGGAAGAACAUAAAAUGGAAACAAAAACAAAGAAAAAGAUGGUGGACUGAAGAAAGCAAACAAACCGGAGGAGGAGGAGGAGGAGGAGGAACCGGGCAGGAGCCGGUGGGGCUUGGGAGAUUUAAUCUGAUUCCUUUGUGGGGGAGGGGGGAAGGGGGUGCCUUUAUUUACUUGAGCCCUUUUCACAGACUCCGUCCUGAUUUCAGUUUGGUCUACGCCAUGAGACAUCCUCUUUCUCCUGCUUUUCCUUCUGUGGCCUAUAAAGCAUCAACUUAUUUACAAUAUCAUAGGAGCAUUAGCUAAAAUUGCGAGACAGAGCUAGUCGGAAGAUUUCUUGUUUUAGGAGAGGAAUUGAAAAGUGUCCAUUCCCCUCCUUUCUUCUUUGGAUUUUUCCA